Molecule: messenger RNA, 3818 nt
Organism: Stegastes partitus (bicolor damselfish)
Lineage: Eukaryota; Metazoa; Chordata; Actinopteri; Pomacentridae
Gene: negr1
Product: neuronal growth regulator 1
Exons: 9
Coding region: 1-1017 (338 amino acids)
Source: RefSeq, a predicted model, not a curated record
AUGUCAUCCUCUGAAGGCUCCUCUGCCGGCGGCUCUCCGGCCGGCCUCCCUGACAGACACUUUGUUGGCGUCGGGGGGCGAGGAGCUCGACGGUGCUACCUGUUGGAUGGGAUCUCUAAAGGAGCCUGGCUCAACCGCUCCAGCAUCAUAUUCGCAGGGAAGGACAAGUGGUCCGUGGACCCCCGGGUGUCCAUCGUGUCCAGCGUGGGCGACAAACACGAGUACAGCCUCCAGAUACAGAAGGUGGACGUUACCGACGACGGCCAGUACACCUGCUCCAUCCAGAGCGAGCGCAACCCGCGGCCGAAGCUGCUCAACCUCAUCGUGAAAGUUCCUCCCAAGAUAUACGACAUUUCGUCCGACAUCACGGUAAACGAAGGCAGCAACGUGUCGCUCAUCUGCACGGCGAGCGGGAAACCCGAGCCGACCAUUUCCUGGAGACACAUAACCCCAUUAGCCAGGAAGUAUGACAGCGGCGAAUAUCUCAACAUCACCGGCAUCACGAGGGACCAGGCUGGAGACUACGAAUGCAGCGCUUUAAAUGACAUCGCCUCUCCUGACUCCAAAACAGUAAAAGUCACAGUCAACUUUGCUCCGUCUAUCCAUGAAAUGAAGAGCCACGGAGUCGGCCUGGGACGCACCGCCCUGCUCCGGUGUGAAGCCGCCGCCGUCCCCUCGCCAACGUUCGAGUGGUACAAGGGCGAGAAAAGGAUUAUCAAGGGUCAGGGCAUCGACAUCAAGAGCCUCAGCUCCAGAUCAGUCCUCACAGUGACCAACAUGACGGAGGAUCGCUACGGAAACUACACAUGCGUCGCCUCCAACAAGCUAGGGACGGCUAAUGCCAGUGUGCCUCUCAUCCGCGCUACUCACACAGAGUUGAGUGAACCAGGAAGUCUGUGUUGCCUGAGCAACUCUGCGCCCAACACUGCACCCUAUGGGAGCACGGGGAGCGCCAACGUCCCGCUGGCCUGCCGGUACCUGGUCCUGGCGCUCUCCUCCUUCAUCAGCGUCUACUAGCGGAGGCCAAGCCGGACACAAUGACUGUCGAGAGCAUUUAUGAGUCCUUUUUGACAUUGCUGAUGGCUGGAAUCCAAUCUGGUACAGUUUGUUGAGAAGCUGUGGUGGGAAAAUAAUCAGUUUGUGUGGGGAAAUCUUUUCUUUUUUUCUUUUCUUUUCUUUUCUUCUCUCUCUCUCUCUCUCUCUCAUGUAAAUACUAUGAUGUUUUUUUAUUAUUAUUAUUAUUUCGUCUCUCUUAUGUUGUUUUUAUUUCCUGAUUGAUUGACCGCCUUGUGAAUCAGUGCUCACCCCCCCACCCCCACCUCCAAUCAUAUCAACAGCCCCCCUCCUGAAACCUCCACUUACUUUCAUGCAUCUCUUUCCCUGCGAGGCGAUUGGUGCAAAAAUUGACAUUAUCAUCCGUUUUUGUUUUUUUGUUUUUUGGUUGUUUUUUUUUUGUACAUGGCUAAAAAGAAGCAAUUGUGCCAAGUCUCUCAGUACACAAAAUUAUCAUUCCAAUGUUGUAUUGAAUGUAUUAUGGGCUGCUGAACAAAGGACAGACAUUUAGAUUCCUAACAAUACAAAUUUUGAUUAUGGAGUGUGCUUAAAAAAUACAGAAAAAAUAAAAAAAAUAUAUAAAAAAAACAAACAAAAGAACAAAAAAGGCCGGGCUUUUUCAGGACCUGUGUUGUCAUGAUUACUCAAUAGAUGGAUGAACAGUGUUGAAGGUGUGCUUUGUUGUGUUCUGAAAUAGGUCCAUCGGUUGCCACGCCCGCCGAAGCAGCUUCGAUCGGGCGGCCGUCAAAGUAGCAAAAUAUACCGUAUCGUAUCUUUGAUUUCUUAUAGUGUAGGCUUUUGUUUUGAAGUGGGACCAGCUUUUCUCAUCCGACCAAGAGCGUUAACGCGACUUUGUACAGUACGAAGGGAGGAACAUCGCUGCCCUGUGUUUACAUUCUCUUCCUUGAAAAAUAAUAAAAUGCUCCAGUAUGCUCUCGGUUCUUUUUCUCAGCGAGUCCACGAAUGUCACAACAAAGAGUCUGAAGCUCGUUUGGAGGUUGUGUUUGGCCACCCGACGUCGAUAAAGGAUCCUUAAACACAGUAAAUAAAAACCUACUCGGUCGUUCCCAGAGAGCCGAAGCCUUCCUCCCCAAACACGUUUGCUUAAGUACAUAAUCUACAAAAAAAUAGUACAGUAAUUAAACCUGCUUCGACUCGGUCCGUCUCGUGUUAAUUAUGAGAGAUAAAAAACUCACAAACACGCUCAUCGCCGCGGACGUGGCCCUAAGGUGCUAACGGCUCCUCCAAGAUGAGCGAGUUCAACAAACAGACGAUCGGAGCAAAUUAAAUCACGAGUUUAAUGGGAGAACCUGUGACUUUUUUUUCCCUUCCCCUGAAAUUAAGCAUAUCAAGGCUCCAAACCAGUGUUUUGCUUUGUUUUGGCAUAUUCAUCCUCGGGUAUCUUGGAUUCUCAGCUGAAGCAGAGAUACUGUACUGUAAUGCCUUAAUAGUACCAUAGACAUUAAAUUUCCCUCCUUCAGAAGGACUCUUCCAGAAGCUCUCAGUAAGAUCCAACCAUCCGUCUGACUGAAUGUUCAUCAGCCAUUAGCCGUUCCAAUUAGGCGUUGUUAUUAUUAUUAUUAUGAUAUUCAAUGAAAUCCAACCGACGUCUCUCGCAGGUAUUUUCAAACAUAAGCGUCUGAUGCAGUAUUUGUGGAGCGGGUCGACCCGAGUGUGCGUCGCCCCGCCGUGAUCUGGAAACUGCAACUCUAUACAGAAAAAUAGCCAUCCCAGAUAAAAAGACUUAAAGCACAAACGCUGUUAUUAUUUCUGUGGUGAUUUGUUUUUAAGGUCUGCUAAACUCUUUUUUUUUUUUCUUUUUCUUUUUGUACUGAAAUUGUUCUCAUUUUUUUUUUUUUUGUUUUACGAAUUCUGAAAAUACUGCACCGUAUGAUCUUGUUUAAAUGUUAAGGUAUAAUGAAAUUGAGUCAGAAGUAUAUUUAUUCUCUUCCUUUAUGAAAAACGAUGUAUUAAAAAAAAAAAACCAACAAAAAAAACAAAAAAAAAAACACAUUUGAAACAUGUAACACUGGAUAUGUGACAUUUAUUUGAAUGAGGCUCAGUGUGGCAUAGUUUAUAAUGUUGUCGGGUUCAUUUAGAUGCCAUCACUGUCGUUGAUUUAAGUACAUUAAAAAGAACAAUGUUUGCAAAUCAAAUUACCUACUUUUUGAACCAGAGAGGGUGUGAACCAAUAUAACAGUAUUAUAGAACAGAAUCAAUGUGUGUAUAUUUGGAGAAUAUAGGAAACCUUUUGAUCUUUAGAGCCAGUGUGUAGUCAUAGUUUUCACACACUUUGAGUGUUUGACGAUGUGCAGAGAGUAUGGUUGUGCUGCAUGUCCAAGUUAACCUGUGUUUUUGAGGUGGCCAUUUUACAGAUAUUCAUACUUUCUAAUGAAUGGAAGCCGGGUUUUUUUUUUUUUGUUUUGUUUUUUCUUUUUCCUCCAAACGUUUGGUUCAUAAACCUGGUCUAAAAAUACAUACCUCCUACAGAUCACCAGGCCGUGUUUGUUUGUGGUUUCUUUCGAUCAACUUUGCUGAUGAUAAAAAAAAAAAAAACAACUGCUGUUCAGAGUCAUGAUGAGUAUUGUGGCACAAUGGUGACAGUCUGGACUUCUGUUGGUUGCUUGUCUGAGCAGUUACGACCAUGCUAGUAUUCAUACAUAUGAAAUGUACUGGAUGUUGAUUAUUUUGAAUAAUGGUAUUAACAAGUCCCUUUUAUCGAAUCCGUAUUAUUUGCAAUAAAAGUCUUCAUGUUACAAUGUAAA